CCUGCAGGCAUAACCGGCGAUAGCGAUUAUAGAUAGCGUCCGUUUCUUCUUCGAGGCUUCACAUCUUAUGAAAUCGUUCUGCCCUUUUCCAUUCUCUCUCACAGCUCGUCAAUGGCAGAUCAGAACCAAAAACCAGAGCUCUUUGAGCUCAACAAUGGAACCAUGCAUGUCCUCGUCACCAAUGUCGGCUGCACCGUCACUUCCUUGUCGGUCCCUGGCAAAGAUGGAACCUUGUCGGACGUUGUUCUCGGGUUCGACUCUGUGGAUCCAUAUCUGAAAGGUCUUGCUCCUUACUUUGGCUGCAUUGUGGGUCGGGUUGCGAACAGAAUCAAAGACGGGAAGUUUACACUUGACGGAGUUCAAUACUCAUUGCCUGUCAACAAGCCCCCAAACAGUCUACAUGGUGGUAACAUGGGGUUUGAUAAGAAGGUGUGGGAGGUUAUUGAAUAUAGGAAAGGUGAAACCCCUUCGAUCACUUUCAAGUAUCACAGCCAUGAUGGGGAGGAAGGUUAUCCUGGGGACCUUACUGUUACUGCAACUUACACACUCACUUCUAAGACAACUCUAAGGCUUGACAUGGAAGGAGUGCCAAAGGACAAGCCCACUCCAGUGAACUUAGCUCAGCAUACAUACUGGAACUUGGCAGGCCACAGCUCGGGGAACAUCCUUGACCAUUCAAUUCAGAUAUGGGCUCAUCAUAUCACUCCUGUGGAUGAGAAUACUGUACCAACUGGUGAAAUUAAGCCAGUGAAGGGUACCCCAUUUGAUUUUACAUCUGAGAAGAGGAUAGGCGACACCAUUAAUCAGGUUGGAAUAGGAUAUGACCACAAUUACGUGCUUGGGGGUGGGGAUGAGAAGGAAGGUUUAAAACAUGCUGCGAAAGUGAAGGAUCCCUCAAGUUCAAGGGUUUUGAACCUGUGGACAAAUGCCCCUGGCAUGCAAUUCUACACUGCAAACUAUGUCAAUGGUGUUUCUGGUAAACAACGUGCUGUUUAUGGAAAGCAUUCAGGCCUGUGCUUGGAGACGCAGGGGUUCCCUAAUGCCAUAAACCAGCCAAAUUUCCCUUCUGUUGUUGUCCGACCUGGUCAGAAAUACCAACAUUCCAUGUUGUUUGAAUUUUCAGUUGAGUGAAGUUGUACUUUUAGGAGUGACACUGGAGAACUGGUGUGCCCCUAAAAAGAUUUUCAGCAUAAAUAUCCGUGUCUCCCAGAAUAAUAACUGCGUGCUUUGUGUUUAAAUAAAAGUUCUUUUAGUGCUGUUUGUACCUGA
Messenger RNA from Neltuma alba, 1269 nucleotides. Its product is annotated as aldose 1-epimerase. NCBI's taxonomy places the organism in Eukaryota, Viridiplantae, Streptophyta, Magnoliopsida, Fabales, Fabaceae. The transcript has 5 exons. Gene Ontology annotation, biological process: glucose metabolic process; beta-D-galactose catabolic process via UDP-galactose, Leloir pathway. Gene Ontology annotation, molecular function: aldose 1-epimerase activity; carbohydrate binding. The record is from RefSeq and is a predicted model, not a curated record. Bases 112 to 1131 code for a protein of 339 amino acids.